Messenger RNA from Ostertagia ostertagi, 930 nucleotides. The record is from the annotation of a GenBank genome assembly. NCBI's taxonomy places the organism in Eukaryota, Metazoa, Nematoda, Chromadorea, Rhabditida, Trichostrongylidae.
GACUUCAAGUUGGAGGAAGUACCCAAAAAAGAAUAUGGACAAUUCUACAGUAAUGACGCCUACAUUGUUUUAUGCUCAUCUAACAGUGGGUGGAAUGUCCACUUCUGGCUGGGUGAGACUUCUUCUCAAGAUGAGGUUGGAUCAGCUGCCAUAAAAACAGUAGAGAUCGACCAGGCUCUCAACGGCCUUCCAGUACAAUACAGAGAAGUGCAGGCACAUGAAUCGCCGCUGUUUCUGUCAUAUUUCCCGAAUGGCGUCAGAUAUAUCGCAGGAGGUUACGAGUCCGGAUUUCAUCAUGUGGAGGACAAGUUCAAAGACUGGAAGCCAAGGCUGUUUCACUGUAAAGGAAAAAGGAACGUUCGCUGUCACCAGGUUCCAUUAAAAAAAGAGUCCUUGAACCUCGGUGAUGUCUUCCUAUUGGAUCUUGGUAAGGACAUUUACGUCUGGAUGCCAAAAAAGAGUGGACGUAUCGAAAGAAUCAAGGGUAUGGCAAUUGCAAAGGAUAUUGCUGAAGUUGAACGACAAGGAGAAACUAAAGUCCACAUAUUGGAUGCCGACUGGGAUAUCAAUCAAGAUUUCUGGUCACAUUUUGGAGGAUCGCGUGUUGUCAGGAGCAUACCAGAACCCAAGAACGAUGACGACAACUAUUGGAAAGAGACGGCAGAUAAUUUGAGUCUAUGGAGGGUCUCAGAUGCUACUGGUAACAUGAAGGUUACAAGUGUCGCUAAAGGAGAAAUUAAGCGCAGUCAGUUGGACUCUAAAGUUCCAUUAAAAAAAGAGUCCUUGAACCUCGGUGAUGUCUUCCUAUUGGAUCUUGGUAAGGACAUUUACGUCUGGAUGCCAAAAAAGAGUGGACGUAUCGAAAGAAUCAAGGUCAUUCCUAAAAAACGUCUUCAACCGUAUCAAAAGUCUACGAACAGUAAUUUUUAG